AUGAAACGGCAGCAACCGGCGGCGUACGGGGAUGGAAAUAUGAACCCAUAUGGAGGAGGGAGUGGACAGAGAACGAGAGGAAAUUCAGGGGCAAUGAGUAAUAGUUAUGGAGGAGGAGGAGGAGGAGGAAGGCAAGAUGGGUAUUCUAGUGUGGAGGCGGAGCAGCAUCCUGGGUAUAAAUCUUCGAAAGCUGAAGGGCAGUGGCAGUGGGACAGAGAGUCGCAGAAUGUCCGCAAUCAAUUGCCUCCUCAUGGUUUCGGUGAAGGUCAAGGGGGUAAUGGCACAAGAUCUUACUAUCAUGGGCAGCCACCCGAUCCCAAAGUGGGUUUAGAAAAUCAAUCCAAUAAGGAAGCUAGUAGAACCCAGCCUCAUGAACAAGAUAUGGAGCUUGGCUUUGAGGACAGUACCUUGCCAAUGUCUUUUGAAGGUCUUGAAAGGAAGUUCUUUGAUGAAGUAAUGAAAUUGGCAAAGGAGCAAAGUGAUUUAGAGGAUGCAGAAAAUGCUAGGCAUAGGGAGAAAAUAAGCGAGAUCAAUACCAGAUACCAGGAGAAACUUUCAGCAGUUCGAGUUCAACAAGCCAAUAGAAGAGAAGAGUUCCUUCGAAAGGAAUCACAAGCACGAUUAAGUCAGUACCAGCAAGCGAGCAUGAGCCAUUACCCAAACACAGGUUUGCAGGAUACCCGUGGCUAUAGUGGUGCAGCAGCUGCAGGAGCUGGCAUUUCCGGGGAAACACAUCGGGGUUAUGCCAGCAGUCAGUUUGAGUCCUACCGGGAACGAACUCAGUACAGUGGGGGUGGAAGAGCUCAAGGAAACGAGGGAAGGGUUCCGUACCCUGAGGGCCGUGUUUACAAUAAUUCUGGAGCCAGAUACUACUAG
This is a messenger RNA of Dovyalis caffra, 876 nucleotides long. The record is from the annotation of a GenBank genome assembly. Lineage: Eukaryota; Viridiplantae; Streptophyta; Magnoliopsida; Malpighiales; Salicaceae.